Oncorhynchus nerka (sockeye salmon) is the source of this 788-nucleotide messenger RNA. Its product is annotated as potassium voltage-gated channel subfamily B member 2-like. Gene Ontology annotation, cellular component: dendrite; voltage-gated potassium channel complex; membrane. Bases 29 to 685 code for a protein of 218 amino acids. Lineage: Eukaryota; Metazoa; Chordata; Actinopteri; Salmoniformes; Salmonidae. The record is from RefSeq and is a predicted model, not a curated record. Gene Ontology annotation, molecular function: protein binding; delayed rectifier potassium channel activity. The transcript has 3 exons. Gene Ontology annotation, biological process: protein homooligomerization; potassium ion transmembrane transport.
UCCAUCCCCCUUCUUCCAGUACACCACCAUGGCUGAGAAGGUCGGCCCUAAGACUCCCAUCAACCACCCAGGGGUGACUUCCCUCCCCCCAGACCCCAUCCAGAUAAUCCGCAGCAAGGCCCGCUCCAGGAGGGUUCGCGUCAACGUCGGAGGUCUAAACCACGAGGUCCUGUGGCGGACGCUGGACCGGCUGCCCCGUACCCGCCUGGGUAAGCUUCGCGACUGCAACACCCACGAGAGCCUGAUGGAGGUCUGCGACGACUACAGCCUCCAUGAGAACGAAUACUUCUUUGACCGACACCCGGGCGCCUUCACCUCGAUCCUCAACUUCUACCGCACAGGGAAGCUGCACAUGAUGGAGGAGAUGUGCGCCCUGUCGUUCGGCCAAGAGCUCGACUACUGGGGUAUAGAUGAGAUCUACCUGGAGUCCUGCUGCCAGGCCCGGUACCACCAGAAGAAAGAACAAAUGAAUGAGGAGCUGCGGAGGGAGGCGGAGACGCUGAAAGAGAGAGAGGGAGAGAUUGAGUUUGAUAACACCUGCUGCCAGGAGAAGAGGAAGAAGCUUUGGGACCUCCUGGAGAAACCCAGCUCUUCCCUGCCUGCCAAGGGUCUGUUUUUGUUUGUGAACAGAGCUUCAGGACCAGUUUGCUCAGGGGACUGUUCUCCAAGUAAUCUUUCUGUUUGACAUAAUCUGUGCAGAAGAUCUAGGGGCCCUCCUUAUAAGCCCUCCUUGGUUGGGUACAGAAGCACCAGAUCAUCAGUAAACAGUCGACAUUUGACUUCAGAAU